Messenger RNA from Ilex paraguariensis (yerba mate), 228 nucleotides. Lineage: Eukaryota; Viridiplantae; Streptophyta; Magnoliopsida; Aquifoliales; Aquifoliaceae. The record is from the annotation of a GenBank genome assembly.
AUGGUAUUUGAGAGAUUGGAAGUUAAAAGAAGAAGAAACAGAGAAGCAGACAGCCUAGGCAGUCAGAAGCAAUCAGUGCCGGUAAUUUUGGAGCUCAAAGAAUUCAGCUCCGGACUGGAAAAAGAGUUGCAAGCAAUCUGCGUAGUUGCCAGCCAAGUUGAGAGUGGGGAUUGUGGUGGUUGUGGAGGCGGCAAGGUUGCAGAGAAAGGGAAUUUGUUUGGAACCUGA